This is a messenger RNA of Dermochelys coriacea (leatherback sea turtle), 2501 nucleotides long. It is a transcript of the gene BPIFA1, whose product is annotated as BPI fold containing family A member 1. Bases 438 to 2501 code for a protein of 687 amino acids. The transcript has 13 exons. The record is from RefSeq and is a predicted model, not a curated record. Lineage: Eukaryota; Metazoa; Chordata; Testudines; Dermochelyidae. Gene Ontology annotation, molecular function: lipid binding.
GUGUCCCUAUAGAUGGAGAUAUACUUGAUGGCAGAGUAGGUGUCCCUAUAGGUGGAGAGACACUCAGUGGGGUAGCAGGUGUCCCUACAGGUGGAGAUGUACUCGGAGAGGCAGUAGGUGUCCCCUUAGGUGGAGAUCCACUCAGUGCAGGAGUAGGCAUCCCUAUAGGUGGAGAUACACUCAGUAGGGUAGCAGGUGUCCCUCUAGGAGGAGAUAUACUUGAUGGUGGAGUAGGUGUCCCUAUAGGUGGAGACACACUCAGUGGCGUAGCAGGUGUCCCUAUAAGUGGAGACACACUCAGUGGGAUAGCAGGUGUCCCUGUAGUUGGGGAUACACUCAGUGGGGUAGCAGGUGUCCCUAUAGGAGGAGAUAUACUUGAUGGUGGAGUAGGUGUUCCUAUAGGUGGAGAAACACUUAGUGGGGUAGCAGGUGUCCCUAUGGUUGGGGAUACACUCAGUGGGGUAGCAGGUCUCCCUAAAGGUGGAGACACACUCAGUGGGGUAGCAGGUGUCCCUCUAGGAGGAGAUAUACUUGAUGGUGGAGUAGGUGUCCCUAUAGCUGGAGACACACUCAGUGGGGUAGCAGAUGUCCCUACGGUUGUGGAAACACUCAGUGGGGUAGCAGGUGUCCCUAUAGGUGGAGAUGUACUCGGAGGGGCAGUAGGUGUCCCCUUAGGUGGAGAUCCACUCAGUGCAGGAGUAGGCAUCCCUAUAGGUGGAGACACACUCAGUGGGGUAGCAGAUGUCCCUACAGUUGUGGAAACACUCAGUGGGGUAGCAGGUGUCCCUAUAGGAGGAGAUAUAGUUGAUGGUGGAGUAAGUGUCCCUAUAGGUGGAGACACACUCAGUGGGGUAGCAGAUGUCCCUACAGUUGUGGAAACACUCAGUGGGGUAGCAGGUGUCCCUACAGUUGUGGAAACACUCAGUGGGGUAGCAGGUGUCCCUAUAGGUGGAGACACACUCAGUGGCGUAGCAGGUGUCCCUAAGGUUGGGGAUACACUCAGUGGGGUAGCAGGUGUCCCUAUAGGUGGAGACACAGUCAGUGGCAUAGCAGGUGUCCCUAAGGUUGGGGAUACACUCAGUGGGGUAGCACAUCUGCCUAUAGGUGGAGACACACUCAGUGUGGUAGCAGAUGUCCCUACAGUUGUGGAAACACUCAGUGGGGUAGCAGGUGUCCCUAUAGGAAGAGAUAUAGUUCAUGGUGGAGUAAGUGUCCCUAUAGGUGGAGACACACUCAGUGGGGUAGCAGAUGUCCCUACAGUUGUGGAAACACUCAGUGGGGUAGCAGGUGUCCCUAUAGGUGGAGACACACUCAGUGGGGUAGCACGUCUCCCUAUAGGUGGAGACACACUCAGUGGGGUAGCAGGUAUCCCUCUAGGAGGAGAUAUACUUGAUGGUGGAGUAGAUGUCCCUAUAGGUGGAGACACACUCAGUGAGGUAACAGAUGUCCCUACGGUUGUGGAAACACUCAGUGGGGUAGCAGGUGUCCCUAUAGGUGGAGACACACUCAGUGGGGUAGCAGGUGUCCCUAUGGUUGGGGAUACACUCAGUGGGGGAGCAAGUGUCCCUAUAUGUGGCGGUCCUCACAGUGGGGGAGUAGAUGUCUCUAUAGGUGAAGGUACGCUGGAUGGGGGAGCAGAUGUCUCCAUAGGUGGAGAUACAGUCCAUGCAGUAGCCGAUGUUCCUAUAGAUGAAGGUGUCCCUAUAAGUGGAGAGAGGGUGUUGGGAGAGAGAUCAGGGGCCUCUGUAGGUGGAGAUCUGCUCGAUGCGGGAACAGAUGUCACUCUAGAGGGAGAGAUGCUCAGUGUGACAGCAGGCCUCCCUGUCGGUGGAGGUUUGUCUGUGGGAGAUCUGCCUGGCUUUGGAGAUUCGCUUCUCAGGAGACAUCAGAGAGCUGUCCCACCUGCUGGAGAUCUACCUGUCAUGGGACCAAUUCCCAGGCGAGAGAUCGGCAGUGCAGGCCCGCUGGGCGCUGAGCUAACCAAAGUAGUGUGGCUUAGAAUCGAGGAAGUCACUGCCCCUAACGUAACAGUGGACGUCUUAUCUAACAGUGUAUUGGAAAUUACCUUAAAAUUGAAACUACACAUUGCAGUUAAGAGUCCCCUUGACCUCUUAGGUGAAAUAAUUGAAGUUGAAGUGCUCAAGAACAUCACCAUUGCAAUCAGAAGGGGAAAUACCAGCCUCGUCCUUGAGGAGUGCAAAACCCCUUUUGGUUACAUGGACAUCAAAGUUCUGGAAGCAUCUUCCCUGCCACUGGAGAAUGAAAUCCUGACCCUUGUAACGUGUGUACUGGACAGAACCCUGCCUCAGAUCCUGCAAAAGACUUUGUGCCCAGUGAUAAAUGCUGUUGUGUCCAGCUUGUAUGGAACAUCCUUAAGCAUAGCAAGACUUGUGAUGUCACCUCCUGGAGGGAACAGCCCAUCUUCCAUCUUUAAAAUGUCGUUUAAUCCCAACAUCAUUGUGCUAGAAUUGACAGUGGGGAAACAGAAGAAAGUCAUGUGA